AUGUCAUGGCGCUUUGCUUGGCGGCUGUGGGUGGUUUCCGCGGUGCUCUGGUGCUUAGGUAGCUCUGGGGUGUCCCGUGCAUGGGGGGCUCCGGUGCAUGGGCGGUUCCAGCGCAUGGGUAGCUCCCAGGGGGCUCCGAUGCGUAGGCGACUCGGUCAGGGCUCUGGUGCUUGGGGCUCAGGCAGAGCUCAGGUGCGUGGGCGGCAUCGAUUGGGCUCUGGCUUCACUACCAUCAUAUGA
Messenger RNA from Microthlaspi erraticum, 240 nucleotides. The record is from the annotation of a GenBank genome assembly. NCBI's taxonomy places the organism in Eukaryota, Viridiplantae, Streptophyta, Magnoliopsida, Brassicales, Brassicaceae.